Messenger RNA from Closterium sp. Naga37s-1, 11871 nucleotides. The record is from the annotation of a GenBank genome assembly. Lineage: Eukaryota; Viridiplantae; Streptophyta; Zygnematophyceae; Desmidiales; Closteriaceae.
AUGCCAUACAAUGUACAAGGUUCGCUUUGUAGUGAUGUAUCCUCUCUGUCCCCUUUCCCUCCUCUUUCCUCCCAACCCCACCUCCCCUCCUAUCCCCACUUCCCCCUCCCCCCCCCUCCCUCACCCCCUUUUCCCCCACCAGGCAUGCCAAUGCAUCACUUCAUCUUCAUGCGCCCGCCCCCGGGAGCCCCAAUGCACCACUUCCGCCCGCCCCCCGGCGCCUCCCCCCUCCCCUUCCCCUUCCCCGGCAUGCCCCGCGCGCCCAGCCCCUUCCCCCACGCCCUGGCGCGUCCGCCCUCCCUUCCUCCGCCCAACAUGCGCCUCCCCACGCCCCCGCAUGGGGGAAGCGCGCCUCUGAGCUCGUUCCUGGCGGCUGCUGCGUCGAGGGGAGGGGCGGGCGCGGGGGGGACGGGGGGAGCGGGGGGGGAGAAGGCGCAGACGACUGUGUAUGUGGGGAAACUUGCGCCCUCUGUGGACGAUACGUUGGUGGUGAAGCUGCUGGAGCUGUGCGGGCCGUUGAGGAGCUGGAAGCGGGCGUCGGACCCCACGAGCGGCAGUCCCAAGGGGUUUGGGUUCUGCGAGUUUGAGACGGCUGAUGGGGUGCUGCGCGCCCUGCGCCUGCUCAACCGCCGCGAGAUCGACGGCCAGAACCUGCUGCUGAACGUAAAUGCCGCCACCAGGGAGUACCUAGAGCGCGUGGUAACUUCCAGGAAAGCCUCCUUUGCCGCCCUCGAAGCUUCCAGGAAAGGGGUGGCGGACCAGGGCAGGAAGGCAGGGGAGGGAGAGGGCGAAGGGGAUAAGGCGAAUGGGAAGGACGAGAAGAGUGAAGAGGCUGAUGGGGAAAAGGCAGGGGAAGAGGGAGGGGAGGCGAAAGAUGAGAGAGGAAGGAAAGAGGAUGGGAAGGAAGGGAGCAAGGGAGAGGGCAAGGAUGAGAAGGAGGAGAAGGAGGGAGAGGGCAAGGAGGAGGAUGAGGAGGAGAGGAGGAAGGAGGAGGAGGCGAGGGUGUUUGGGCUGGUGACGCCUGACGAUAAGGACAAGGAUGAGGCUGCUCUGGCGAAGCUCAAUGGCAUGCUGCAGGAGAGGGCGAAGCUGCUGCCACCGCCACCCCCACCGCCUCUCAAGGACAGCAGCAAGGAGAACGACGUGUCUGUUGCUGAAUCAAGCGAACGAGAAGGUGAUGGGCACAGGCGGGAGGGCAGAAAGAGAGAGAGGGAAGAUGCUGAUUCUGACGAUGAUGCUGGGCACGAGCGGUCCCGGCACAGGGACAGGGACAGGGAGAGGGACAGGGAGAGAGACAGAGACAGGGAGAGAGACAGGGGUGAUGAACACGAUAGAGAGAAGGAGAGGGAUGGGGAGAGGGAGCGGGAGAAACCCAGAGAGCAUAAGAGUGCUAAGGAGUGGGAGAAGGAGAGGGAGCAGCGGGAGAAGGAGUGGGAGGAGAGGGGCAAGGAGAGGGAGUAUGAGCGACUGGAGAAGAGGAGGGAGAGGGAGAGGGGCCGCAGGGAGCGAGAUAGAGAGAUGAACAUACGAGAGCUUGAUCGGCUGAGUGAUCAGAGGGAGAGAGAGAUGGAGAACAAGGAGAAGGAGAAGGACCGGGCUAAGGCGUAUGAGAGGGAGCGAGAGCGGGAGGCGGAGAGGGAGAGGCGGGCGCUGAUUCGGCAGCAGGAGGAGGAGGAUAGUGAGGAGGAGAGGAUUUAUAGGAGGGUGAGGGAUGGGUAUUGGGAGGAGAGGAGGCGGGUGCGGGCGAGGGAGGAGGAGGAGGAUGCGAAGGACAGGGAGAAGGAGGAGAGGGAGAGGAAGGAGGCGAAGGAGAGGGAGGAGCAGCAGAGGAGGGAAGCAGUGGCGUUUGUGAGUGAGGCGGUGGGGGAGGCGAGUGUGCUGCUGGUGGGGCACAUGGGUGCAGGAGCCGGUCUGGAAGCAGCAGCAGGGGAUACGGGUGAAGGUGGGGUGGGAGGUGCCCACGGAAUUGGAGGAGGAGAUGGGUUGAUCACGAGCGAAGCGACCAAUGGGUUCGCUUCAGCAGCAGCAGAGGAUACGGAACCAGCAGCAGUACCUGCCACUGCUGCUGCUCCUGCUGCUGCGCCGGCAUCACCACCAGCGCCUGUCCCCCCGCCCCUCCCCGAAGUGAAGAUCUCUCUACCCAGUCUAGCGGACCUCCUGCCGUCCCUCCACCCGCCCUCUGCCGCCGCUGCUGGGUCCCCUGGGGGGGGGGCGGCAGGGCAGGUGGCGGGAGGCGAGGGAGCAGGGGGGUCGCGGCAGGGAGGGAGGGGCAGAGAGUCGGAGGUGGAUGCGCUGGUGCGAGCUGUGGCUGCUCAUGCCAAGGACAGGGAGGGGCGCGCAGGGGGUUCGCAGCAGGGAGGGAGGGGCAGGGAGUCGGAGGUGGCAGCGCUGGUGCGAGCCGUGGCUGCCCAUGCCAAGGACAGAGAGGGGCGUGCAGCGCCAGCACCGUCCAAAAAGUCGCGCACACUGGCAUCUGUGUUCGGCGCGGAGGAGGACGAGGAGGAGCUGGCGCGCAAGAAACUGCGGCCCCUCGUUCCCAUCGACUAUGACGACGGUGGCAGUGAUGCUGCUGGCGCUGCUGUCGCUGCUGCCGGUGCUGGUGCUGGUGGGCACAGGGGUUCCCCUUCACCUUCCCGGGCUGCAGCGAGUGGUGGUGCGGGUGGAGGCCUGGCGGCCAGCAUUGCUGCGGCGGCUGAGUUUGCCAAGCGGCUGUCUCAGGGAGGCGGGGCAGGCAAGGACGAGGAGAGGAGGAGGAGCGGAGGGGGAGAUGCGGGUGCGGGUGGGGGAGAGAAGGAGAAGGCGAAGCCCAAGGCGGUGGUGGAUGUGAAGUCGCUGAUCGACUCCAUCCCCAAGAGCAAGGACGAUCUCUUUGCCGUUCCCAUCAACUGGACCGUCUAUGAUGAGGCUGUGCCAAGAGGAGGCCGUGCCGAAGUUGACUUCAAUUGUCCUCCAUUUCUCUCGCUCACCAUCCCCGCUCACCGUCAUCGCUCAGACUGCACAGCAACAGCACAGGCAACCUUGGGGACCUCAGCACGCAUCCUCUUCCAGCCCACCCAGCCACACUUUCCUCUUCAAUGGAGGACAAUUGAAGUCACAUGUGUCCCUCUUCUUCACAUGUGUUCCUCUUCUUCACAUGUGUUCCUCUUCUUCACAUGUGUCCCUCUUCUUCACAUGUGUCCCUCUUCUUCACAUGUGUCCCUCUUCUUCACAUGUGUCCCUCUUCUUCACAUGUGUCCCUCUUCUUCACAUGUGUCCCUCUUCUUCACAUGUGUCCCUCUUCUUCACAUGUGUCCCUCUUCUUCACAUGUGUCCCUCUUCUUCACAUGUGUCCCUCUUCUUCACAUGUGUCCCUCUUCUUCACAUGUGUCCCUCUUCUUCACAUGUGUCCCUCUUCUUCACAUGUGUCCCUCUUCUUCACAUGUGUCCCUCUUCUUCACAUGUGUCCCUCUUCUUCACAUGUGUCCCUCUUCUUCACAUGUGUCCCUCUUCUUCACAUGUGUCCCUCUUCUUCACAUGUGUUCCUCUUCUUCACAUGUGUUCCUCUUCUUCACAUGUGUUCCUCUUCUUCACAUGUGUUCCUCUUCUUCACAUGUGUUCCUCUUCUUCACAUGUGUUCCUCUUCUUCACAUGUGUUCCUCUUCUUCACAUGUGUCCCUCUUCUUCACAUGUGUCCCUCUUCUUCACAUGUGUCCCUCUUCUUCACAUGUGUCCCUCUUCUUCACAUGUGUCCCUCUUCUUCACAUGUGUCCCUCUUCUUCACAUGUGUCCCUCUUCUUCACAUGUGUCCCUCUUCUUCACAUGUGUCCCUCUUCUUCACAUGUGUCCCUCUUCUUCACAUGUGUCCCUCUUCUUCACAUGUGUCCCUCUUCUUCACAUGUGUCCCUCUUCUUCACAUGUGUCCCUCUUCUUCACAUGUGUCCCUCUUCUUCACAUGUGUUCCCUCUUCUUCACAUGUGUCCCUCUUCUUCACAUGUGUCCCUCUUCUUCACAUGUGUUCCUCUUCUUCACAUGUGUUCCUCUUCUUCACAUGUGUUCCUCUUCUUCACAUGUGUUCCUCUUCUUCACAUGUGUUCCUCUUCUUCACAUGUGUUCCUCUUCUUCACAUGUGUUCCCUCUUCUUCACAUGUGUCCCUCUUCUUCACAUGUGUCCCUCUUCUUCACAUGUGUCCCUCUUCUUCACAUGUGUCCCUCUUCUUCACAUGUGUCCCUCUUCUUCACAUGUGUCCCUCUUCUUCACAUGUGUCCCUCUUCUUCACAUGUGUCCCUCUUCUUCACAUGUGUCCCUCUUCUUCACAUGUGUCCCUCUUCUUCACAUGUGUCCCUCUUCUUCACAUGUGUCCCUCUUCUUCACAUGUGUCCCUCUUCUUCACAUGUGUCCCUCUUCUUCACAUGUGUCCCUCUUCUUCACAUGUGUCCCUCUUCUUCACAUGUGUCCCUCUUCUUCACAUGUGUCCCUCUUCUUCACAUGUGUCCCUCUUCUUCACAUGUGUCCCUCUUCUUCACAUGUGUCCCUCUUCUUCACAUGUGUCCCUCUUCUUCACAUGUGUCCCUCUUCUUCACAUGUGUCCCUCUUCUUCACAUGUGUCCCUCUUCUUCACAUGUGUCCCUCUUCUUCACAUGUGUCCCUCUUCUUCACAUGUGUCCCUCUUCUUCACAUGUGUCCCUCUUCUUCACAUGUGUCCCUCUUCUUCACAUGUGUCCCUCUUCUUCACAUGUGUCCCUCUUCUUCACAUGUGUCCCUCUUCUUCACAUGUGUUCCUCUUCUUCACAUGUGUUCCUCUUCUUCACAUGUGUUCCUCUUCUUCACAUGUGUUCCUCUUCUUCACAUGUGUCCCUCUUCUUCACAUGUGUCCCUCUUCUUCACAUGUGUCCCUCUUCUUCACAUGUGUCCCUCUUCUUCACAUGUGUUCCUCUUCUUCACAUGUGUCCCUCUUCUUCACAUGUGUCCCUCUUCUUCACAUGUGUCCCUCUUCUUCACAUGUGUCCCUCUUCUUCACAUGUGUCCCUCUUCUUCACAUGUGUCCCUCUUCUUCACAUGUGUCCCUCUUCUUCACAUGUGUCCCUCUUCUUCACAUGUGUCCCUCUUCUUCACAUGUGUCCCUCUUCUUCACAUGUGUCCCUCUUCUUCACAUGUGUCCCUCUUCUUCACAUGUGUCCCUCUUCUUCACAUGUGUCCCUCUUCUUCACAUGUGUCCCUCUUCUUCACAUGUGUCCCUCUUCUUCACAUGUGUUCCUCUUCUUCACAUGUGUUCCUCUUCUUCACAUGUGUUCCUCUUCUUCACAUGUGUUCCUCUUCUUCACAUGUGUUCCUCUUCUUCACAUGUGUUCCUCUUCUUCACAUGUGUUCCUCUUCUUCACAUGUGUUCCUCUUCUUCACAUGUGUCCCUCUUCUUCACAUGUGUCCCUCUUCUUCACAUGUGUCCCUCUUCUUCACAUGUGUUCCUCUUCUUCACAUGUGUUCCUCUUCUUCACAUGUGUCCCUCUUCUUCACAUGUGUCCCUCUUCCUCACAUGUAUCCCUCUUCUUCACAUGUGUCCCUCUUCUUCACAUGUGUCCCUCUUCUUCACAUGUGUCCCUCUUCUUCACAUGUGUCCCUCUUCUUCACAUGUGUCCCUCUUCUUCACAUGUGUUCCUCUUCUUCACAUGUGUUCCUCUUCUUCACAUGUGUUCCUCUUCUUCACAUGUGUUCCUCUUCUUCACAUGUGUUCCUCUUCUUCACAUGUGUUCCUCUUCUUCACAUGUGUUCCCUCUUCUUCACAUGUGUCCCUCUUCUUCACAUGUGUUCCCUCUUCUUCACAUGUGUUCCUCUUCUUCACAUGUGUUCCUCUUCUUCACAUGUGUUCCUCUUCUUCACAUGUGUUCCUCUUCUUCACAUGUGUCCCUCUUCUUCACAUGUGUCCCUCUUCUUCACAUGUGUCCCUCUUCUUCACAUGUGUCCCUCUUCUUCACAUGUGUCCCUCUUCUUCACAUGUGUCCCUCUUCUUCACAUGUGUCCCUCUUCUUCACAUGUGUCCCUCUUCUUCACAUGUGUCCCUCUUCUUCACAUGUGUCCCUCUUCUUCACAUGUGUCCCUCUUCUUCACAUGUGUCCCUCUUCUUCACAUGUGUCCCUCUUCUUCACAUGUGUCCCUCUUCUUCACAUGUGUCCCUCUUCUUCACAUGUGUUCCUCUUCUUCACAUGUGUUCCUCUUCUUCACAUGUGUCCCUCUUCUUCACAUGUGUCCCUCUUCUUCACAUGUGUCCCUCUUCUUCACAUGUGUCCCUCUUCUUCACAUGUGUCCCUCUUCUUCACAUGUGUCCCUCUUCUUCACAUGUGUCCCUCUUCUUCACAUGUGUCCCUCUUCUUCACAUGUGUCCCUCUUCUUCACAUGUGUCCCUCUUCUUCACAUGUGUCCCUCUUCUUCACAUGUGUCCCUCUUCUUCACAUGUGUCCCUCUUCUUCACAUGUGUCCCUCUUCUUCACAUGUGUCCCUCUUCUUCACAUGUGUCCCUCUUCUUCACAUGUGUCCUUCUUCUUCACAUGUGUCCCUCUUCUUCACAUGUGUCCCUCUUCUUCACAUGUGUCCCUCUUCUUCACAUGUGUCCCUCUUCUUCACAUGUGUCCCUCUUCUUCACAUGUGUCCCUCUUCUUCACAUGUGUUCCUCUUCUUCACAUGUGUUCCUCUUCUUCACAUGUGUCCCUCUUCUUCACAUGUGUCCCUCUUCUUCACAUGUGUUCCUCUUCUUCACAUGUGUUCCUCUUCUUCACAUGUGUUCCUCUUCUUCACAUGUGUUCCUCUUCUUCACAUGUGUCCCUCUUCUUCACAUGUGUCCCUCUUCUUCACAUGUGUCCCUCUUCUUCACAUGUGUCCCUCUUCUUCACAUGUGUCCCUCUUCUUCACAUGUGUCCCUCUUCUUCACAUGUGUCCCUCUUCUUCACAUGUGUCCCUCUUCUUCACAUGUGUCCCUCUUCUUCACAUGUGUCCCUCUUCUUCACAUGUGUCCCUCUUCUUCACAUGUGUCCCUCUUCUUCACAUGUGUCCCUCUUCUUCACAUGUGUCCCUCUUCUUCACAUGUGUCCCUCUUCUUCACAUGUGUCCCUCUUCUUCACAUGUGUCCCUCUUCUUCACAUGUGUCCCUCUUCUUCACAUGUGUCCCUCUUCUUCACAUGUGUUCCUCUUCUUCACAUGUGUUCCUCUUCUUCACAUGUGUCCCUCUUCUUCACAUGUGUCCCUCUUCUUCACAUGUGUUCCUCUUCUUCACAUGUGUUCCUCUUCUUCACAUGUGUUCCUCUUCUUCACAUGUGUUCCUCUUCUUCACAUGUGUUCCCUCUUCUUCACAUGUGUCCCUCUUCUUCACAUGUGUCCCUCUUCUUCACAUGUGUCCCUCUUCUUCACAUGUGUCCCUCUUCUUCACAUGUGUCCCUCUUCUUCACAUGUGUCCCUCUUCUUCACAUGUGUCCCUCUUCUUCACAUGUGUCCCUCUUCUUCACAUGUGUCCCUCUUCUUCACAUGUGUCCCUCUUCUUCACAUGUGUCCCUCUUCUUCACAUGUGUCCCUCUUCUUCACAUGUGUCCCUCUUCUUCACAUGUGUCCCUCUUCUUCACAUGUGUCCCUCUUCUUCACAUGUGUCCCUCUUCUUCACAUGUGUCCCUCUUCUUCACAUGUGUCCCUCUUCUUCACAUGUGUCCCUCUUCUUCACAUGUGUCCCUCUUCUUCACAUGUGUCCCUCUUCUUCACAUGUGUCCCUCUUCUUCACAUGUGUCCCUCUUCUUCACAUGUGUCCCUCUUCUUCACAUGUGUCCCUCUUCUUCACAUGUGUCCCUCUUCUUCACAUGUGUCCCUCUUCUUCACAUGUGUUCCUCUUCUUCACAUGUGUUCCCUCUUCUUCACAUGUGUCCCUCUUCUUCACAUGUGUCCCUCUUCUUCACAUGUGUUCCUCUUCUUCACAUGUGUUCCUCUUCUUCACAUGUGUUCCUCUUCUUCACAUGUGUUCCUCUUCUUCACAUGUGUUCCUCUUCUUCACAUGUGUCCCUCUUCUUCACAUGUGUCCCUCUUCUUCACAUGUGUCCCUCUUCUUCACAUGUGUCCCUCUUCUUCACAUGUGUCCCUCUUCUUCACAUGUGUCCCUCUUCUUCACAUGUGUCCCUCUUCUUCACAUGUGUCCCUCUUCUUCACAUGUGUCCCUCUUCUUCACAUGUGUCCCUCUUCUUCACAUGUGUCCCUCUUCUUCACAUGUGUCCCUCUUCUUCACAUGUGUCCCUCUUCUUCACAUGUGUCCCUCUUCUUCACAUGUGUCCCUCUUCUUCACAUGUGUCCCUCUUCUUCACAUGUGUCCUCUUCUUCACAUGUGUCCCUCUUCUUCACAUGUGUCCCUCUUCUUCACAUGUGUUCCUCUUCUUCACAUGUGUUCCUCUUCUUCACAUGUGUUCCUCUUCUUCACAUGUGUUCCUCUUCUUCACAUGUGUUCCUCUUCUUCACAUGUGUUCCUCUUCUUCACAUGUGUUCCUCUUCUUCACAUGUGUCCUCUUCUUCACAUGUGUCCCUCUUCUUCACAUGUGUUCCUCUUCUUCACAUGUGUUCCUCUUCUUCACAUGUGUUCCUCUUCUUCACAUGUGUUCCUCUUCUUCACAUAUGUUCCUCUUCUUCACAUGUGUCCCUCUUCUUCACAUGUGUCCCUCUUCUUCACAUGUGUCCCUCUUCUUCACAUGUGUCCCUCUUCUUCACAUGUGUCCCUCUUCUUCACAUGUGUCCCUCUUCUUCACAUGUGUCCCUCUUCUUCACAUGUGUCCCUCUUCUUCACAUGUGUCCCUCUUCUUCACAUGUGUCCCUCUUCUUCACAUGUGUCCCUCUUCUUCACAUGUGUCCCUCUUCUUCACAUGUGUCCCUCUUCUUCACAUGUGUCCCUCUUCUUCACAUGUGUCCCUCUUCUUCACAUGUGUCCCUCUUCUUCACAUGUGUCCCUCUUCUUCACAUGUGUUCCUCUUCUUCACAUGUGUUCCUCUUCUUCACAUGUGUUCCUCUUCUUCACAUGUGUUCCUCUUCUUCACAUGUGUUCCUCUUCUUCACAUGUGUCCCUCUUCUUCACAUGUGUCCCUCUUCUUCACAUGUGUCCCUCUUCUUCACAUGUGUCCCUCUUCUUCACAUGUGUUCCUCUUCUUCACAUGUGUCCCUCUUCUUCACAUGUGUCCCUCUUCUUCACAUGUGUCCCUCUUCUUCACAUGUGUCCCUCUUCUUCACAUGUGUCCCUCUUCUUCACAUGUGUCCCUCUUCUUCACAUGUGUCCCUCUUCUUCACAUGUGUCCCUCUUCUUCACAUGUGUCCCUCUUCUUCACAUGUGUCCCUCUUCUUCACAUGUGUCCCUCUUCUUCACAUGUGUCCCUCUUCUUCACAUGUGUCCCUCUUCUUCACAUGUGUCCCUCUUCUUCACAUGUGUCCCUCUUCUUCACAUGUGUCCCUCUUCUUCACAUGUGUUCCUCUUCUUCACAUGUGUUCCUCUUCUUCACAUGUGUUCCUCUUCUUCACAUGUGUUCCUCUUCUUCACAUGUGUUCCUCUUCUUCACAUGUGUUCCUCUUCUUCACAUGUGUUCCUCUUCUUCACAUGUGUUCCUCUUCUUCACAUGUGUCCCUCUUCUUCACAUGUGUCCCUCUUCUUCACAUGUGUCCCUCUUCUUCACAUGUGUUCCUCUUCUUCACAUGUGUUCCUCUUCUUCACAUGUGUCCCUCUUCUUCACAUGUGUCCCUCUUCCUCACAUGUAUCCCUCUUCUUCACAUGUGUCCCUCUUCUUCACAUGUGUCCCUCUUCUUCACAUGUGUCCCUCUUCUUCACAUGUGUCCCUCUUCUUCACAUGUGUUCCUCUUCUUCACAUGUGUUCCUCUUCUUCACAUGUGUUCCUCUUCUUCACAUGUGUUCCUCUUCUUCACAUGUGUUCCUCUUCUUCACAUGUGUUCCUCUUCUUCACAUGUGUUCCUCUUCUUCACAUGUGUCCCUCUUCUUCACAUGUGUCCCUCUUCUUCACAUGUGUUCCUCUUCUUCACAUGUGUUCCUCUUCUUCACAUGUGUUCCUCUUCUUCACAUGUGUUCCUCUUCUUCACAUGUGUUCCUCUUCUUCACAUGUGUCCCUCUUCUUCACAUGUGUCCCUCUUCUUCACAUGUGUCCCUCUUCUUCACAUGUGUCCCUCUUCUUCACAUGUGUCCCUCUUCUUCACAUGUGUCCCUCUUCUUCACAUGUGUCCCUCUUCUUCACAUGUGUCCCUCUUCUUCACAUGUGUCCCUCUUCUUCACAUGUGUCCCUCUUCUUCACAUGUGUCCCUCUUCUUCACAUGUGUCCCUCUUCUUCACAUGUGUCCCUCUUCUUCACAUGUGUCCCUCUUCUUCACAUGUGUUCCUCUUCUUCACAUGUGUUCCUCUUCUUCACAUGUGUUCCUCUUCUUCACAUGUGUUCCUCUUCUUCACAUGUGUCCCUCUUCUUCACAUGUGUCCCUCUUCUUCACAUGUGUCCCUCUUCUUCACAUGUGUCCCUCUUCUUCACAUGUGUCCCUCUUCUUCACAUGUGUCCCUCUUCUUCACAUGUGUCCCUCUUCUUCACAUGUGUCCCUCUUCUUCACAUGUGUCCCUCUUCUUCACAUGUGUCCCUCUUCUUCACAUGUGUCCCUCUUCUUCACAUGUGUCCCUCUUCUUCACAUGUGUCCCUCUUCUUCACAUGUGUCCCUCUUCUUCACAUGUGUCCCUCUUCUUCACAUGUGUCCCUCUUCUUCACAUGUGUCCCUCUUCUUCACAUGUGUCCCUCUUCUUCACAUGUGUCCCUCUUCUUCACAUGUGUCCCUCUUCUUCACAUGUGUCCCUCUUCUUCACAUGUGUCCCUCUUCUUCACAUGUGUUCCUCUUCUUCACAUGUGUUCCUCUUCUUCACAUGUGUUCCUCUUCUUCACAUGUGUUCCUCUUCUUCACAUGUGUUCCUCUUCUUCACAUGUGUUCCUCUUCUUCACAUGUGUUCCUCUUCUUCACAUGUGUUCCUCUUCUUCACAUGUGUCCCUCUUCUUCACAUGUGUCCCUCUUCUUCACAUGUGUCCCUCUUCUUCACAUGUGUUCCUCUUCUUCACAUGUGUUCCUCUUCUUCACAUGUGUCCCUCUUCUUCACAUGUGUCCCUCUUCUUCACAUGUGUCCCUCUUCUUCACAUGUGUCCCUCUUCUUCACAUGUGUCCCUCUUCUUCACAUGUGUCCCUCUUCUUCACAUGUGUCCCUCUUCUUCACAUGUGUUCCUCUUCUUCACAUGUGUUCCUCUUCUUCACAUGUGUUCCUCUUCUUCACAUGUGUUCCUCUUCUUCACAUGUGUUCCUCUUCUUCACAUGUGUUCCUCUUCUUCACAUGUGUUCCUCUUCUUCACAUGUGUUCCUCUUCUUCACAUGUGUUCCUCUUCUUCACAUGUGUCCCUCUUCUUCACAUGUGUCCCUCUUCUUCACAUGUGUUCCUCUUCUUCACAUGUGUCCCUCUUCUUCACAUGUGUCCCUCUUCUUCACAUGUGUCCCUCUUCUUCACAUGUGUCCCUCUUCUUCACAUGUGUCCCUCUUCUUCACAUGUGUCCCUCUUCUUCACAUGUGUCCCUCUUCUUCACAUGUGUCCCUCUUCUUCACAUGUGUCCCUCUUCUUCACAUGUGUCCCUCUUCUUCACAUGUGUCCCUCUUCUUCACAUGUGUCCCUCUUCUUCACAUGUGUCCCUCUUCUUCACAUGUGUCCCUCUUCUUCACAUGUGUCCCUCUUCUUCACAUGUGUUCCUCUUCUUCACAUGUGUCCCUCAUCUUCACAUGUGUCCCUCUUCUUCACAUGUGUCCCUCUUCUUCACAUGUGUCCCUCUUCUUCACAUGUGUCUGAUAGAAUUCAAGAGUAUGAUUAG